AUGGAAACAACAGGACCAAUUCCUAAUCAUAAAUCAAUUAACUUAAUUCUUAAAAGAGCUGAAGAAACACGUACUAGAAAAUUAAAAACAAAACAACAUAGAAAAGUUUUAUAUCCAAUUCAAUUAAUAUGGAGAGGAUUAUAUUUUAUAAAUACUUAUUCUUAUUUCAGAAUUUUUAUAACAGAAUUAAUUGGUACUUUCUUACUUAAUUUUGUUGCUGAUGGAAUUUAUACUAAUCUCUUUAAAAAUGAAACAAACCUUUCUAGAGAAGCUCUUUUAGUUUGGCUUAUUGCAGAAACGAUAGCUGUAACAUUUGUUUUAUAUGUAGAUUUAUUAAUCUUUGCAGAGUAUUUCUCUCCUUCUUUUAAUCCUACCAUUUCUUUCAUCUAUUUCUUUUUAGGAAUUAUUAAUUUUUUUGAAUUUAUAUGGAGUGUUAUUGUUCAAUUUCUUGCUGCAUUUCUUCAAGUGAUGUUUAUUUAUUAUCUUUAUGAUAUUGACCAUUUCUUGAAAAUACCAACUGAUACUACUUGUGCAUUUAGGGACUUAAUUUCUGAAGCUAUCGGUACUUUCUUUCUUAAUCUUACUGUUAUGGUUUGUAUUCAUAAAACAAUUAAACCUUCUGGUCCUGUUUCUUUUAUUGUAGGUGGAAUGGUAUUGACACUACCAUCUGGUAUGGUAGCUAAUCCUUCAAUUACAUUUGGACGUAUGUUUUUUGGUGUUGCUUUGGGAUUAUCUCCUUGGAGUGUAAUAUUUUUUAUUAUAGCGCAAUUUGUUGGAACAUUCGUGGCUAUUAUUGUUAGUGGGUUUAUUAUGUUUCCUUGUAUAACAGAUCCUUAUAGACAUCGAAGAAUAAAUGAAUUAACUAAACGAUUAGAAGGUAUUAAACUUGAGUCAUCUGAAGAAGAGUUUUCAGAAGAUAAUAUUCCAGAACAAAUUUAUAUUUAA
This is a messenger RNA of Entamoeba dispar SAW760, 945 nucleotides long. RefSeq lists its product as uncharacterized. The record is from RefSeq and is a predicted model, not a curated record. Gene Ontology annotation, biological process: glycerol transmembrane transport; water transport. NCBI's taxonomy places the organism in Eukaryota, Evosea, Mastigamoebida, Endamoebidae. The transcript has a single exon. The coding region runs from base 1 to 945 and encodes 314 amino acids. Gene Ontology annotation, molecular function: glycerol channel activity; water channel activity. Gene Ontology annotation, cellular component: plasma membrane.